UAAAAUCCACUUUUUUCCAUCGUUGUUGUUGUUAUUGUUAUUAUUAUUAGAAGAUUGAAUAAGAAUGGCAGCCAAUUUACAAAGUGAAAAUUCAAAUCGUGGCAUACGUUAUUAUGUAUCACAAUAUUGGCAAGAAAAUGGUGAUCCACGUUCAAAUGGUCUACCAUUGAUACGUGAAGGACCAUGGCCUACAUUAUUUGUCAUCGGUAUAUAUCUAUUUUUUGUCACACGUAUGGGACCAUCAAUGAUGCGUAAACGUGAACCAUAUCAAUUACGAUGGCCAAUGUUAAUAUAUAAUACAUUGAUGGUCAUAAUAAAUGGCUAUUUUCUUAUACAAUCAAUGUAUUGGCUAGAUUUUGGUCGUGAAUUAUUCAAUUUUAGAAUGCCACGUAUGAAUGAAUUAAAAUUACAUACAAAUGAAGCAAAAGAAUUCAUCUGGUCAUGUUAUCUAUAUUGGUUGACAAAAUUCAUCGAUCUCUUGGAUACGGUAUUUUUUGUAUUGAGAAAAAAAUACAAUCAAAUCAGCCUAUUACAUGUUUAUCAUCAUUCAGUUGUACCUAUACUUGGUUGGCUAUAUCUUUGGUAUCGUGUUGGCAUACCGGCCAUUUCAUUAUUUUCAUUUUUAAAUUCUGCCGUACAUGUUAUGAUGUAUAGUUAUUAUGCAUUGGCCGCAUUAGGUCCACGUAUACAGCCAUAUCUUUGGUGGAAACGUUAUCUAACAAUGAUACAGAUCAUACAAUUCAUACUAUUAAUAUCAUAUGGUGUUGCCGUAUUCAUUGUUUCUGAUUAUCCAUCCGGGCCAUUUUGGUUUGCCGCUAGUCAGCCGGUUAUUUUUUUCUUUUUCUUUUCACAUUUUUAUAUGAAAUCUUAUAAUUCCAAUAAAAAAUUGGAUUAA
Dermatophagoides farinae (American house dust mite) is the source of this 895-nucleotide messenger RNA. RefSeq names its product very long chain fatty acid elongase 7. Gene Ontology annotation, biological process: fatty acid elongation, polyunsaturated fatty acid; fatty acid elongation, monounsaturated fatty acid; very long-chain fatty acid biosynthetic process. The record is from RefSeq and is a predicted model, not a curated record. Gene Ontology annotation, molecular function: fatty acid elongase activity. Gene Ontology annotation, cellular component: endoplasmic reticulum membrane. Lineage: Eukaryota; Metazoa; Arthropoda; Arachnida; Sarcoptiformes; Pyroglyphidae.